Messenger RNA from Adineta ricciae, 606 nucleotides. The record is from the annotation of a GenBank genome assembly. Lineage: Eukaryota; Metazoa; Rotifera; Eurotatoria; Adinetida; Adinetidae.
AUGUCGGCCACUCCGAUUUACGAUAUAGCCCGUCGUGACGUGAUAGAAUAUACUACCCAAGUGAAAAACACACAAGGUGUAUUUUCAAUGAUUCACGAAUCAUUCGAAUUUCAUUUUGGCACGUAUCAAGGUAUUAGUGAUAGUGAUCUUCAAACAAUUGCACGUCGGCUCAACGAUAAAGAUUUGGAAGAACUUCUGCUACAAACAGUAUUAGCCGGUGAUGGAGCUGCAAAAUAUAAAGACCAUAGCGUAGCAGGUGAAAUUGGAUUUAGAAAAGUAUUUGUAGCAUUCAAAAAAAUAAACGGCAAAUAUGAUAUUGUUUAUUGUAAAGCAACACAAAUAAGACGAGCUGAUUGGGGAAAAAUUGGCGCUACUAUUGGUCUCACAAGUUUCCUUGGAGGACUAGUUGGUGUAGGACUUACUUUUGUUCCAAUUGUAAACGUAGCAGCUGCACCAUUAAUACUAGGAGGGGCCGCUGCUGGUGGAGCUGCUGGAGCUGCUGCUGCUGGUACAGCGGCUGUUACACAAAAACGGGACAUUUCAAAUGUUGUUAUGGGUUACAUAGGAAAAGAACUAUCAGAUAGAAAUCUCUUACGAUUAGUUUGA